AUGGAGGUCGAGAAGGUUAAGCACCGUCACUCCUCGUCCCAGAGUACUUCCGAACGGGCCCACGAUGACGGCGACGACGACGACCACAUAUCCAUCUUGCGCGAUCGCGAUGCCAAGCAGACCCUUCCCUACGAGGCCGACGACUCGCCCUUCCCGGAGGUGCGCGCCGUCGUCCAGCCCGUCGAUGACCAGUCGCUGCCCGUGAACACCGCCCGCAUGUGGACCAUUGGUCUCCUCUUCACUGUCGUUGGCAGUGGUUUGAACCAAUUCUUCAGCUUGCGCCAACCGAGCGUCACCAUCAGUGCUUUGGUGGCUCAGCUCCUGGCCUUCCCGCUCGGUUGUGCAUGGGCGAAAUGGAUGCCCUUGGGUUGGCUCAACCCCGAUCGCCACUUCAAUAUCAAGGAACAUGGGUUGAUCACCAUCAUGGCCAAUGUCUCCAUUGGCUCCGCUCAGGCGACUCAGAUCAUUGAGGCGGUCGUCAAAUUUUAUAACAUGCCUUCAGAGGGUGGUUUUGAGGUGUUACUGUGCAUCACAACGCAGCUGUUCGGCUUUGGGUUGGCAGGGAUGGCGGCCCGCUGGCUGGUCAGCCCGGCCUCCAUGUUGUGGCCUCAGGUCCUCUCGAAUGCGGCACUAUUGACCACUCUCCAUAAUCGGGAGAAUGCGGUGGCCGAUGGCUGGAGGAUCACCCGCCUCCGGUUCUUCUUAAUCGUAUUUUCCGGAGGCGCCAUCUGGUAUUUCGCGCCGGGGUAUCUGUUCACGGGUCUCAGUACCUUCAGCUUCAUCUGCUGGAUUGUACCCAACAAUGUCAUCGUCAACCAGUUGUUCGGACAAACUACUGGUCUAGGAAUGUCCGUCUUGACAUUCGACUGGUCGCAGGUGGUUUAUGCUAACCAGAGUCCUCUUCUGGUCCCUUUCUGGGCCGGUCUCAAUGUGAUGGGCUCCUUUGCCCUUUUCUUCUGGAUCCUCUGUCCCAUCCUAUACUAUACCAACACCUGGUACUCGGCCUUCCUCCCGAUGCUCAACUCGAACACGUUUGACAACACCGGCAAAACGUACGACACCGCCCGCAUUAUGAAUGAUCAGGGUAUGGUGGAUCAGGCAGCAUACCGGAGUUACUCGCCCAUGUUUCUUCCCGCGGGAUAUGCUAUCACCUUUGGAGUCGCUUUUGCAAAUCUCUCCGGUAUAUUUUUUCACAUUGGUCUUUACCAUGGUCGCGACCUCUGGCAGCAGUGGAAAGGGACAAGCAAGCCCGACGUGCAUGCGCGCCUAAUGUCGAAUUACCGCACCGUUCCCUGGUGGUGGUUUGGUACGGUCACCGUGCUGAUGUUUGUGCUCAGCGUUGUCACGAAUGAGGUGUGGAAGACCGGGCUCCCGGUGUGGGCGGUGCUAGUGGCCUUCCUCAUGCCAAUGAUCUAUUUCAUCCCGGUGGGAAUCAUCAAAGCCCUCACGAAUAUCAGCAGCAACCAGUUGAAUCUACUUACCGAGUUUAUCGGUGGGUAUGCUUUCCUAGGCCGGCCCAUCGCAAACAUGGUCUUCAAAUUUUAUGGUUAUGUUGCCGUUCAGCAGGGACUGGAGUUUGUUGCCGACAUGAAGCUCGCACAUUACUUGCACAUCGCGCCGCGCACCCUCUUCAUCGCCCAGGGACUGGCCACCCUCAUCGGGGCGAUUGUUCAGUGCGGCGUGACGGUGUUUAUGAUUACGAGGAUUGAUGGGGUCUGUACGACGGACGCUACGGGUAAUUUCACCUGCCCUCAUGGUCGGGUGACCUAUUCGUCCUCUCUCAUCUGGGGAGCCGUUGGUCCUGGUCGCCUCUUUUCCCCGGGUCAGAUCUACGGCAAUAUACUGUGGUUCUUCCUCGUCGGACCCGUCGUCGUGAUAAUCACAUACUUUCUCGGGCGGCGCUGGAAACGCGUAAAUUACCUGUCGUGGCCCGUUGCAUUCGGCGCCAUGAGCCUUGUCCCACCCGCCACGGGUGUAAGUUUCUCAUCUUGGUGGGUCAUCAACGUCAUCUUCAACGGCCUUGUGCGUCGUCGAAAACCCGCGUGGUGGUCGAAAUACAAUUACGUCCUUUCUGCUGCUUUGGACUGCGGCGUUGCGGUUUCCACUGUCCUCAUCUUCUUUUGUAUCACAUUACCUGCGGGCUCUUUGGAGUGGUGGGGCAAUACUGUAUAUACAAAAACCGCUGAUGGCAAGGGAGCGCCGUAUAAGGGUCUGCCUGCUCGGGGUUACUUUGGCCCCCCUCAGGGUGCCUGGCAGUAA
Molecule: messenger RNA, 2259 nt
Organism: Penicillium waksmanii
Lineage: Eukaryota; Fungi; Ascomycota; Eurotiomycetes; Eurotiales; Aspergillaceae
Gene: optF
Exons: 3
Coding region: 1-2259 (752 amino acids)
Biological process (GO): transmembrane transport
Molecular function (GO): oligopeptide transmembrane transporter activity
Source: RefSeq, a predicted model, not a curated record